This is a messenger RNA of Botrytis fragariae, 201 nucleotides long. RefSeq lists its product as uncharacterized. The transcript has 2 exons. The coding region runs from base 1 to 201 and encodes 66 amino acids. Lineage: Eukaryota; Fungi; Ascomycota; Leotiomycetes; Helotiales; Sclerotiniaceae. The record is from RefSeq and is a predicted model, not a curated record.
AUGCCACUGGAGUUAGAGAAGAACAACAUAGCCUAUAAAUUUGAAUGGGACGAACCUUCUCUUGGUAUUCUCAAGGCUCGUGUUGAUAAACUUCCAUUCGAUAUGAAGAUGGACCGACGCAAGAAGGAUUAUGUGAGACUAAGAGGUGCGCUCGAUUUUGCAAAGGAUGCAGGCAAAGUUAUUGAAGCUGCUCCUGAAUAA